AAGUGGGCGGCUGGGGCAGGGGACGUGGCCUAGCUUGCUUCCCGGGCGGCGGGAGAGUGGGCGGGGCAGGCCGAGUGUGAAGGACCGUUAUGGGCUCCGCAGCCGGCACUGAGCGGUCCCCACGCCCAGCCGAGCCUUAGUCAUGAUGAUUUCGCCAGGUGGCCUCGCCCACACCCCACCCCACGCCACUGCAGAACGUUCCGGCCUGCCUCACGGGGCGAAUUUUUUACUUUCUUCAGUAUUACCCGUUUUCUCAUUGAUAACUACAAGGAGGCCGGCUGAGCUGCAGCCAAAAUGACCACCAGCCAGAAGCACCGGGACUUUGUGGCAGAGCCUAUGGGCGAGAAGUCUGUCGGCACUCUGGCUGGCAUCGGAGAGGUGCUUGGCAAGAAGCUGGAAGACAAAGGCUUUGAUAAGGCUUAUGUGGUGCUUGGGCAGUUCCUGGUGCUGAAAAAGGAUGAAGACCUCUUCCGUGAGUGGCUGAAAGACACAUGUGGUGCCAACGCCAAGCAAUCCAGAGACUGUUACGGCUGCCUGAGGGAAUGGUGCGAUGCCUUCUUGUGAAUGCUCUUGCUCAGAACCUCAGUGGAUGCUGUUGGAGCUUUUAUAGUUAGCUAGAGGUUGAAUCUUUUUCCCUCCCCCACUGUUUCUUCCUUGUGAAACUGCCAGCAUCUAAAAUGUA
Messenger RNA from Sphaerodactylus townsendi, 682 nucleotides. Its product is annotated as barrier-to-autointegration factor. The record is from RefSeq and is a predicted model, not a curated record. Gene Ontology annotation, molecular function: DNA binding. Lineage: Eukaryota; Metazoa; Chordata; Lepidosauria; Squamata; Sphaerodactylidae. Bases 295 to 564 code for a protein of 89 amino acids. The transcript has 3 exons.